AUGAAGAUCGUUUGCAUUGGCGCGGCGCCGACGGCUCUCGGAGCUGCCUAUCGGCUCAAUGAGCUCAAGAACGAGGGAAACGAGGCGGCCAAGCAGGCCGAGAUUGUGCUUUUCGAGCAGGUAAGACCAUUUUGCCACGAAAUAUUUUUAUUUCAACUUUUUGAAACUGAAAUUGUGCAGGAAGCGAUCGCCGGCGGACUGUCUUGCACCGUAACCGACGAGAAGGGAUUUCUGUGGGACAUGGGCGGUCACAUCACGUUCAACCACAACUUUCCGUACUAUGAGAAGGCGACGCAGUGGGCUGUGGACGAGUGGAAUAAGUUGGCGCGAAACUGCAUGGUCGACAUGAAUUAUCUGUACGACACGAAGGGAAUUCAUCUGGUUCCGUAUCCGGCCCAAUUCGCCGUGCCGCUUUUCCCGGACGCUGUCAAGAACAAGUGUUUGGCGGAUUUGAAGGAGCGAUAUGAGAAUGUAGUGUGUGCCACUGACUAUUGUUAUUCUUCGUUUUCAGCCUCAGGACGCAUCGACUCCGGAUAACUUUGAGGAUUGGGUCCUUCAACACUUUGGCCCCACCAUCCUCAACACCUUCUUCAAGCCGUACACCAAGAAGGUGUGGACUGUCGAGCCGUUGAAGAUGUCGCCGAAUUGGGUGGGAAGCCGUGUCGCCAAGCUUCCACAGGAGAAGCUCGAAGAGUUGUGCUCUAUGGAUCAGGAGGAGCUGGCCAACGCCGAUUUCGGAUGGGGACCAAACUCGUAUUUUACGUUCCCAAAGUACGGCGGCACUGGAAAUGUGUGGAACUCGAUGGCGAAGAAGUUGCCGAACGAGUGGUUCCAGUUCAAUAACAAGGUGACCGGCGUGAACCACAAGGAGAAGACCGUCGAGGUUCUUGCAAAGGGUGAGAGCGAGCCGACCAAAGUGUCCUACGACAUCCUUCUCAACACGGCGCCAAUCGAUCAGCUCGUCAACAACACGCGGAUCACCGCUCCGCUCGACAUUGUUCACAACAAGGUGUUCAUCGUGGGAGUCGGUCUUCGCAAGCCGAUGACGUCGUUUCUGGAGAAGUUCACGUGGCUCUACUUCCCCGACCGCGAAGUGCCGUUCUUCCGAGUCACCAUUCUGAGCAGAUACGGAGAGGUGACGCCGGACAGCGACAAGUACUGGUCGGUCAUGUGCGAGUGCGCCCGUCCCAUCGAUGAUCCGGUUCGUUUUUUUUUGUUCGCCGACUGCUGCUGCAAAUCUUCAAUUAUCAAGCGCCUAUAUUGCAGAUCACCGAGGAGAAAAUGGUGCAAAAGACGCUCGACGGUUUGGUGAUCAAGGACAUGAUCACUCGUGAGGCUAUUGAGUCGGUCUACUCGAUCACUCUUCCGUACGGAUAUCCGAUUCCUACGCCAAACGUAAGUGUGUUGCCUCCUAGUAUGUAUACCAAAGUUGAGAAGAAUUUUUAUCUUUUUUAGAAAAUUUUUUCAUGAAAUGUGAUCAAUUGACGAAAUGUAGAGCAAAGUGAACUGUGCUCAUAGAAAAAUAAUUGUAAAUUUAGCUUUUCAUACAAAAAAGUUAUUCGAGUACGGAAGACGGAAGGACAACAACUCGCAUAACUUUUUUGUAUGAAAAGUUAAAUUUUCAAUUAUUUUUCUAUGCGCACAGUUCACUUUGCUCUACAUUUCGUCAGUUGAUCACAUUCCAUGAAAAAAUUUUCUAAAAAAUAUAAAAAUUGUAUACUCUUGUCGAGACGAUCGAUUUCAGCGCGAUCGCGAGUUGGCGCGUGCUCACGGAGAGCUCGAGCGUCAUCAGAUCUACUCGCGCGGCCGAUUCGGUGGCUGGAAGUACGAGGCGUCGAACCAGGAUCACUGCUUCAUCCAGGGCAAAGAGUUCAUCGAUCGAGUCAUUCUGGGCGAGCCGGAGAAGUUGUACAAGACCGGAGUGGCCACCAUUCCACGCGGUUAA
Messenger RNA from Caenorhabditis sp. 36 PRJEB53466, 1945 nucleotides. The record is from the annotation of a GenBank genome assembly. NCBI's taxonomy places the organism in Eukaryota, Metazoa, Nematoda, Chromadorea, Rhabditida, Rhabditidae.